AUGGCUGUCCUCAGCAACGACAAAAGAUGGCUUGUGACUCUUGUCGCCUCAAAUAAGGUCGCAGCUCCAGUUUUACAAGAUAUCGUGAAACAAGGAAUGGACAAGCUGUAUGCUACCUUAAACAAUUACCUUAAUGGCUUACCGACACCUUACAGUCUACAAACACUGACCUACGCAGAUGUAUGCCAUCUGGCAGCCACUCCAAGUACUGCUUCUUCGCUUAAAGACCUAAAUUUCGGAAAUAUUAACAACAAUUCUAGUGUUCAUGGAAAUAACAAAAAGACCUACAACUACAAUGUCAACAGCUCAGUUGAUCUUGCGAAGCUUUAUCUCUCAGACUACCUAGCAGUAUUCUCGGCAUUCGACAAAUCUAUGGAUUUGAAUGCCGCUCUUAGACUAUUGGGAUGUAGGAAGUAUCCCGUACAAGUAUUCGUUUCUUCCGACCCUUUGCACGAUAUUCAGCCGUUGGCAGAUGAUGUCAGAGAGAAUGUUAGGAAUCGGGGAAGUCAUUUUAAAGAGAGCGACUGGACCCAAAUCUUCUUUGACCAGUGCUUUGACAAGUUAGAGGCUUUGCUCCAAUAUCUGCCCCUGCUUCCAGACAAAAAGAAGGAGCUUUUGGAUCAACUUUGUGCAUGGAAAACAGAAGGUACUAGAAAUGUCUAAAGUAGUGUAAUGUAACUAUUCAACGAAUACCUUUUUAAUGUAGCAGUUCUCUAGGUCUGAUGUAGACUCAAGACCAAUGUAAAUACGCUGAAAGAGAGCAGAGACGUGGCUUUCCAGGGGUCACAGGGCAUUCUUCCUGGAAAUUUGAAAACAUGUUGUUUGGCUGCACUUUCAGUAUUUUACAUCUAAACAAAGUUUCGGAAACAUAACCGCUUAGGAGCCAAACUCAGCGCAAACUCCAGACCCCGUUCGUGCUCACGACGCUUGACUACUCUCUAUUGACAGAGAUUAAGCUCACUAUAUAAUAUGUGGCAGGGCAUAUUCCUGGCUUCCAUUCAUGGCCCUUUGAAUAUCUAUGUGAUCGUUUAUUAUCUAUUAAUCUCGUCAAAUCAAAUUAGACCGCCUGCGAUUGCCAUGAUGUUUUCAUUCCCUUGGCAACUCACGCGAGUCUCAGCUUCAGGGGUUUUCCCUGUGCCAACCUGGUCGUUGCAAUCAAGUAGCGGAACAACAUGCUCAGAGAAGCCCGCUUCAGUAAUAUGAAGUAGAAAAUUACUUAUUCAUUACUAAAACGCCGUAUCUAUAGUGACAACAUAUCAUUUCCUCUUACCAGUUUCUUAGCUUAAUCUCAUCUCAUCAUCGUCGACGUCAGAGUUGACAUUGUUAUCAUUAUUAUUAUGCUACUGUUAUCAUUAUUACCAUCAUUUAAUGUACAUUCAUCAUUUUUAGGUUUCAAGCGGAUAGUUGACAAUGACGUCAAAGAUCUACUGGAAAAAUUCCAAAACGUCAAACUCGCUUCAAUUAAUGACAAAUUGGACGACAUGCCAACUAGGGAGGAGAACGAAAGAGUGAUAGAAAAGCUGUCUUUCUUUCACACCAGUAUGAUGGAUAGAUUUGAUAGAGUG
This is a messenger RNA of Pocillopora meandrina, 1565 nucleotides long. NCBI's taxonomy places the organism in Eukaryota, Metazoa, Cnidaria, Anthozoa, Scleractinia, Pocilloporidae. The record is from the annotation of a GenBank genome assembly.